CAGGUAGAUCUGUGCAGGUAGAUCUGCGCAGUUUCAGUUUCUGCGUCAGUUGACCCCAAACAGGACCGUGAAGGAUUUACUGGAUCUUUAUUAAAUAAGUAAAUCAUUUGAAACGAGCAACAGAAGGUUGGAACGAUGGAGACGAUCGAGCUUCUGGUUGAAACCCUGCAGCAGCUGAGCCUGGAAGACUUUGCAGAGUUCAGGACUUUGGCUGAAGCAGAGCCGAGCUUGGUGACCUCCAGCAGCCUGGAAGCAGCAAACGUUCGGGAUGUUGUUGAUCUGAUGGUGAAGAGCAGCAGUGGAGAAUGUGUGGAGGCCGUCAGAACCGUUCUGAUGAAGAUGGACCGCUUGGAUCUGGUGCAGAGAUUGUCAGCUACUGACUCAGGAGGAAAAGAUGAACUUUCUGUUGAUGAAGAACCAUCUUUACUGGACCAGAGGAUAGUGAGGCUGAGCAGAGAUAUUAACCUGAUGUUGGAAACACUGGAGGAUCUGAAUGACAAAGAGUUCAGGGACUUUAAAAGACACAUGAGUCCCUUCAGCAACUUCAGGUCCCCCUUCAGUCAUCAGGAGAUCCAGCUGGACUUGGCAGACCGGCAGAAUACAGUGAUUUUCAUUGUUGAGGCUUCUGGAAAAGAGUCUAUAAAGGUGACCAGUGAUGUUUUAGAGAACAUCAGGAGGAAGGAUUUGGUCCAGAAGCUAAGCAGCAGCUCAGCCUCCAGAGAGAUGCCGUUGGGAAAACAUCCAUCUGCUCUGAUCCAUAAAGUGGCGACCAUGGCAGCAGUUAAAGAUGUUCUUCUGGAAACUCUGGAGGAUUUAAAUGAACCUGAAUUCAUUGAGUUAAAACUGUUACUGCAGUUCACAAAAUUCCAGAGAAAUCUUCCACUAAUCCGAUGGGAUGAACUGGAUGAUACAAACAGAACCAGAGUGGUGGAUCUUCUGGUCAGUACAUGUGGUAAACAAUCUGUGGAGGUGAUCAGGGAGGUUCUAUUGGACCUGAACAGAACCGAUCUGGCACUGAGGCUGCCUGAGACCAGCUCAGCAUCUAAAGAGAAACUUCCUAUGAAGCUGAACUCUGCUUUUCUCCAGAAAGUGGAAAAGUUGGAGUCUGUGACGGAGCUGCUGCUGGAGACACUGGAUGAGCUUGAUGAGGGAGAGAUCGAAAAGUUUUCAGAAAAUUACAAUAAAAUUGACCAUCAGAGUGAAUAUAUACCGAUUUGGGAAACCAGAUUAAUAAAUGUGCGAUACAUUGUGGUGGUUUUUGUUCUGACUUAUUUCCACCAGUCAGUGGAGAAGACCAUGGAUGUUUUAAAGCAGAUGAAGAAGGAUGAUCUGAUAGCGAAGCUGUCAGGCAGAAGCUCAGGACCUAAAGAGAAACCUUCUGCAGGUCAACAUCGUUCUGCUCUGAGCCACAAAGUGGCAACGAUGGCAGCUGCUAGACAGCAACUCCUGGAAACUCUGGACAAAUUAACCCAGGAGGAGUUUUUAAAGUUUAAAGAAAGUUCAUCAAAGUUUUCACAAAGAUUGGAGUUCAUGACAGAGAGAGCAGAAGUUAUUGAUGAGAUGAUGGAGAAGUUUGGCCAGGAGUCUGUGAAGAUGAUCAAUGAACUUCUGAUUGAAAUAAACAGAAAAGAUUUGGCUGAGAAUCUUCAAGAAACUGAAGAAACUUCAAGAAGUUUGGAUUCUGUGGAUUGUGGAAGUGUGGAGCAGGACUCCAGCAGCUGGACCAAAGUGGACCCUGAGCUGGACGGGGCGUCUCCAGACCAAGAUCCAACUUACAGCCUCCAGUCUGCAGCGGGCCACUUUGAAUGCAGCGUCUCUGGUCUGCGUUGGGUCUGCAGGGAGAAGGUGGGCUUUCGGUACCGGUUCUGCUCCUGGGACGGACACAUGGAGAGGAUGGAGAGCAGAGGAUUCCGGCCUGCUGGUCCUUUACUGGACAUCUCUGUCCUUACUGGGAAGGUGAUGGAGGUGCAGCUGCCACACUGGGUCUGCACCGACGAUGUUCCUGAGUCGCUGAAGAACUUUGCUGUCCUCCAUGUUAACGACUGUGGAGAUGUUCUGGAGAAAGCGACCCGGGUCACAAAGACCCAUGUCGGGUUGGCAGAACCAGUUUUCUCUUUGCUGGGAGAUGUGAUAAAAGACUUCUUUCAUCCAAAAAUCACCUGCAACACAUUAAUGUACUAUCAGCCCAAAACGUCCUACCUGAAGAUGCGCGUCUACCUGAUUCCACCGGAUCCUGCUCUGAAACAGGUGAUCAUUUAUUUCAUUAUCUCCUUUACUUAUUUUCACCAU
Poecilia latipinna (sailfin molly) is the source of this 2289-nucleotide messenger RNA. RefSeq lists its product as uncharacterized. The transcript is spliced from 14 exons. Lineage: Eukaryota; Metazoa; Chordata; Actinopteri; Cyprinodontiformes; Poeciliidae. The annotation marks the transcript as partial. The record is from RefSeq and is a predicted model, not a curated record.